Messenger RNA from Scheffersomyces coipomensis, 1117 nucleotides. RefSeq lists its product as uncharacterized. The transcript has a single exon. The record is from RefSeq and is a predicted model, not a curated record. Bases 316 to 1095 code for a protein of 259 amino acids. NCBI's taxonomy places the organism in Eukaryota, Fungi, Ascomycota, Pichiomycetes, Serinales, Debaryomycetaceae.
AACUAGUAUACUCUCGUAUGUGUUGUAGAGAGCACCAAUCGUAGAGUUUAAGAAUUGUUGCCCUACAAUAAUACACAUACUUGGUACAAUAGAGAUUUUAAAAGAAGUAAAUCAAACACUUGCUAAAGUGUUUUAUAAGGGGAAAAUUUUUUUUAAAUAUCGAUUUCGAUCGUGGUGUUGGUUAUGUGCAGGUGGUGGUGUGGGUGGCCGGGUAAAUUGAGUUUUGCAAGCGAUUCAAAAUAUGACGGUCAAAAACAUUUGAACUGUGGGUAUAGACGAUUCUGGGAAGGCAAACAGGUAUAACUAGGAUCAAUCAUGAGAUUAAGUAUAUAUAUAACUGUAUUGAUUGUUCAAUUGAUAUCGUUCGUUCAUGGAUUAGGGUUUUCAGGAAAGUUUAAAGAUAUUCCUGAUGAAAUUGAUGAAUUAUUCAAAACUCGUAAUGCUAAAGUAUUAAAUGGGGAUAAUUAUCAAUCUAAAUUCAAUGUACAACUAUAUCCUUUGAAUACUGAUAAGUUCGAUAGUUUAUCAAGUCCUGUGUAUCGUGAUUAUAGUUUUGAAUUUAAUGGGUUGAAAGUUGGAGAAUAUGAAUUGGUGGUUUCUUCUUAUGAUUUCUUUUUUGAAAGUGAUAGAUUUAGAAUUAUAAUUGAUGAUUAUGAAGAAAUUGUGGCUAUAAAAGAUAGUUUAACUUCAUCAAGUUUAAAUAGAACUUCAGGGGUAGUGAUUUCUCCUUCUAACCCUUUAGAAAUUCAAUUCAGACAAAUCAAACAAUUUUAUGAAUAUUCAGGUGGUACUAUAUCAGAAAUGCUUCUUAGUAGUCCAUUAGGUUUCAUCUUUAAAAAUCAAACUUAUACUAUGCUUUUCAUUGUAGCCAUUGGUUUAAUGAUUGCUCCAACUGCAUUACAAUAUAUAAGUCCUGAAUUGCAUGAACAAUAUAAUCCAUCAACUCUUGCUGCUGAACAAGCAACAAAAUUACAACAAGCUGAAAAAAUUAGAAGAAUUCAACAACAGCAACAGCAACAACAACAAACUAUAAAAACUCAACCUGUCCCUAAUAAAGCUGACCCUCUGAAUAGUGAUGUUCGAAAAAGACGAUAAAUAUUUUUUGUAUUAACUAUAU